AUGAACCAGUCAAUACACAACAUUCCACCGCCUUUGAAGCUGCUGCGACCAAGUCAAUUAGACGUCUCUUACACCUUGGAAGUGGUGCAAAAUCCCAUUCGAGCCAGAUGCUGUGGAUUUGGCGAAAAGGAUCGCAGACCCAUUGAUCCACCUCCCAUUUUGCAACUCUCUUCCAAAGAUCAAGAUGGCAAUCCAAUUGAUUUAAAACCAGAGGACUCCAUCUUGUUCUUGGUCCAAUGUGAGCUGUACAAUGUAGGCAAAACUGAGAACAGGACACUAGUGUAUACGCCAUGGUCUGCAAAUUCAUCUAAUGAUAAGCCCGAAUAUGUCCGAAAUCUACUAGGAUCCAGUGUGUCAAAUGCCUAUCAUUUGUACAAUGAAAACAAUGAGCCUGGCACAUAUUUCAUAUUUCAUGAUUUGUCCGUCAGAACCGAGGGCACAUUUGUUCUUAAAUUUGUGUUUGCAAAUCUUGCUGCCGGUGAACCCCUUACUAUGAGUACGCGAAUCCAGCAAGAGGUCUUUUCAACUCCCUUUUCAGUAUAUCCUGCGAAAAAGUUUCCUGGAUUAACAGAAUCAACUCCUCUUUCAAAGUGCUUUUCAAAGCAAGGCAUCAAAAUCCCGAUUCGGAGCGACACAUCUUCGCUGAAGCGUUUGCCAAACACCACCACCAUGUUUACUCGCCACCAGGACGAAGAUCAGGAUCAAGAACCUCGGCCUAAAAGCAACUUUACGCGGCUCCCGAUAUCUGACUUUUUGUCUCCAGAGUAG
Messenger RNA from Mucor velutinosus, 768 nucleotides. RefSeq lists its product as uncharacterized. NCBI's taxonomy places the organism in Eukaryota, Fungi, Mucoromycota, Mucoromycetes, Mucorales, Mucoraceae. The transcript has 6 exons. The record is from RefSeq and is a predicted model, not a curated record. Bases 1 to 768 code for a protein of 255 amino acids.